UUUCGUUUCUUAUUUUGGCCCGGUUAACAUCGUCCUUUUUUACUCAUGUUGGAGACAAUUGGUGAGAUUUACCAUUAAAGUUGACUUCUUCACUGUUUUGUUUUACAUGAUCUUUAACAACAAUCCAACCAACUGGACAUUCAUCAUUUACUCUUGUGGUGUGUGUUUCUAUUCUUGUGCCUUUAAAACCUGUGAAAAUUUAAACAUCAAUCAAUAAAUCAAAUAAUAAAAAUAAAAAUGAAAUCAAAAUAUAUUUACCGUUCAUUAAUCAUCUCCUUGACUUGUGCUCUUCUCAUGUCCGAAGUAUCAGCUGGCUUAUUUAACCGCCUUCUAUACAUGAUGAUGAGGAAUCGUCGGCGUCAUUACGUUCCAUUCCCAGUCUCAUUAUCUCCAUUCUCAAACUUUGGAUCUUCAUCACUCGGUGGAAUGUAUCCUCUUUCCCUGUCAAGUUUAAGUAAUUCAAUUACACCUUCCGCUAUAUCUGCGGCAUCAGCUGCUAUUCCUUACUCACAAUAUUUAUCCAGUUUGGCUGGUCUUAGUGGAAUACCGCCAAUUUCACCUUUAGGACCAUGGGGUGGCAUCAAUCCUUAUUAUUCUUACCUGAAUUUGGCUGAUUAUCCAGAUUAUCGCAGCUUCCCAACCAUACCAAAUUACCUUCCACUUCCGUCUUAUACACCACCGAUAUACACUCCACCAUCUUUCCCAUCUUUCCCAGCUGUUAAUAUAAGCGAUAUUAAGGAAAAUGACAAGAAAAUUUCAGCUCGAGCUGCCGCAGCCGCUGCUGCUUCAACUGGUUCAACGGGCAGUCCAGCCACAGGAUUAGCGUAUAACAUUCAAGGCCAAGAUAGGAAGGAAUUGUUGUCCAAGCUUAAAUAUCUCGCUAACCAUCGACAAGCAUCCAACUACAGAGCUCCACUUCUGUUCCCUGAAACUGAUGAUUUGAUGGACUCUUUUAGAUGAGCCAAUGGUUUGAUCUUUCAUCUCAAAAUUUUAUCAUUCAUUUACUCUAACUUUGGUUAUGUUCAUUUACCUGCAUUUAUCCUCAUCUCUUGGUCAUUAUUUCCUUCUUAAAAGAUAAGUUAUUAAUCCUUGGAAGACCAAUGAAUAUCAUUAUUGAUCAUUAACGUUCAAAAGUAUUAUUGUUUAACAAUCUGGAUUGGAAUUGAAUUUAUCAAGUGCGAAAACUAAAUUAUUAAAAGAAUCUCAUUGUUGAUUUUACGAAAUACGAAAGCAAAUUGUUUCACUAUCAAGAAAUAAUUGCCAGUGAAAAUUGACCAACCACAUUUAUCAACAUUAAAAAUCGUCGUCCAUGCCUUUUGUAUUUCAAAUCGUUCAAAUAAACUAAUUCACCUUCCUUAAUCUUUGCUCACAACUUACCUUUCUUCUCCCUCACCUUUCAUCUUCCCUAUCCUCGCUCUUCCCCCAAACGGAAUCAUAACUGUAACGAUGAGACUUAAAUAAAACUUGAGAGAAUCAAGUUUUCCUUUUUAAACACUAUUCUCGGUCGUUGUUCUGUUACUUUUUUUCAGGCCAUCAUCGUCAUCAAUUUUAACCGUCCCAUUUAACUUCAACUGACUUCAUAUUCAUCUUAUAGUUAAAUUUGAUGCCAAUAAUGUUACAUGUAUUUUGUGCUAACAAUCAAAAUUUGAUUCUUUGUUUUUUAUAAUCAACACCAAGUAUGCCUCCAUUCAAUCCGUCUUCACAAGUGUCAAAUCGUUUCAAAGGCCAAAGUCAAACUAAAUUGAUUAAUAGGAGAUCAAUUCAAGUUACAAGCCAGGUUGACAGACGAAACAAUGAAAAGUCAAAGAAAUUAUCUUCAGAGUCAUGGGAUGCUUCCUCGGUUAAACUAACUAUCCUAAUGAUUUCACUAGUCUCAUUAACUUUGUAUAUAUUGAGUCCAUCACAAGUUAAUAAUCAACAGACAUCACCAGAGUCAUCUUCUCAGCCAUCUUCCCAAUCAUCUCCACAGCCAUAUGUAAAGCAGUCAAACUCCUCAGACAACGACCAUGGUAAUGCAAAUCCACAGGUUGGUGAUUAUUAUGAACAACAAGAGGGACAAUUUUUCAAUUUCCUGGCUACAGUUGAUCAACAUUUUCCGCAAAUAAGUUUGCAUGAAGUUGACUGUCAUCCUACUGGUUACAAGAAGGAAGCUGAGCUGGGUUUAAACCCGCAACGAUGUGGAACCAUGAUUACAGAUGAAUUGGUUAGUCGAGCAGACACAAUGAAAUUGCGGCAACUGGCAAUGAAAGUGAUCGAUAGAAUGGGUCAAACUAAUUUCCAUAAUCGCGAGUCAAUAAACUUGAAAUGGAUUAAUUUGCACAAUCUAUUUCGAAAUGGAACUGAAAAUGGUGUAUUAACAGAAAGUGAUUUCCAGUUGAUCAAGAAUACCUCUGAAGCUGCUCGUUCUGCCGUAGGAUUAGCAUUUGGUUUACCUGAAGAGUAUCUUAUGUUUCAUGGAGUUUGUCAGUUCACUCGUUAUCAUCCAGUUGUCCAAUUCCGUGAAUUUAGACACAUUGAUAAACUUAGAUCGCCCAAUUUGAUUGUUACUUCAAUUUUGUGGUUAUCUACAAUUGAUGAAGACUUCGGUGGAGGACGAACUGAAUUUCUUACUGGACCAGGACCAGAGCCUUUUAGUCCAUUGUUGGUUGAACCCAAAAUUGGUCGAUAUGCUGCUUGGACUUCAUCUUAUGAGAAUCCUCAUGCAGUUCAAGAGUUGGAUUAUGGUUAUCGAUAUGCACUCAUUUUUGCUUUUACUGUUCUUGAAGGCUUUGGUCAUCCUGAUUUAGAGUCAUUCAGGGAAUGGGCACUGACGACUGAUGCUCUUAAAUAAUGACAAUAAGGAGUAUUUGGAAAAACUUUGACUUUCGAUUGUAAUUAAAAAACUUCAGAAAACUCAUCAAUACAAUUUGAUAAAAUGGUUUUUUACGACCGUAUUUUCAUAUAUUUCCAAUCGAA
Messenger RNA from Tetranychus urticae (two-spotted spider mite), 2955 nucleotides. RefSeq lists its product as uncharacterized. Lineage: Eukaryota; Metazoa; Arthropoda; Arachnida; Trombidiformes; Tetranychidae. The record is from RefSeq and is a predicted model, not a curated record.